UAUGGGGCGGAACUCAUGACGGCCGGCAUUGCUGGUGGAGGGAUGCUGCCCACCAGCAAAAGGCCUUCGUCUCCGCCUCCGACACCUAGUCAAGCACCCGUCACAGCACCGUCCGUCUACCAAAGCCCCUCGAUGGGGACUCCUCAACCAUCGUCUAGUUUAAGCAGUAGUUCCACCACCAUAAGUAGUAGUAAUAGAACCCAAGACGAGCUGUCACAGGACGCGCAGGAUGCCUUCGGUGCGGCGUGGACCGCCCGGAAGUUCGUCAACAAGCCCACGUACGAUCGGAAGGCGAGCUUUGGCAAGCGUUUCGAGGGUGGUUUGCAGCCACGUGGGCGAGAUUUAGCCGACUGGCGAUGUCCCAACGUUUCUGGAGGAGACAAUCUCGAGUGCAGCUGUGAUCUACCACAUACGCUGCGGUGUAGCGGUGAUCUGCAUGGGUUGGAGGUGAUCGCGGACAGCUUAAGGCGAUCGCCCUACGAGGUAUCGCUGUUGGAUUGCACGCUGAAGAACGUGACGAGCAUCAGCGAUGCGAGUAUAUUCCGGAACGUGUCGCUGCAGGGGUUGGUCAUGUCGUCGGGUGAAAUCAAACGCGUACAUCGGCUUGCCUUUGCGGGAAUUCGGACACCAUUGCAGGCGCUUGGACUUCCCAACAACGCGCUCGAGAGUGUCCCGAUGCAGGCGCUAGGAGCCGUUGGUCAACUCGAUCGGUUGGAUCUCUCGUUUAACAGGAUCAAGGCGUUGCAGAACGGUGACUUCUUGGCCGUGCCCCGAUUGUCGUACCUCGAGCUGAGCGGAAAUCAGAUAUCGCUUAUCGCACCCAAAAGCUUGGUGCCGUUGAAGAACCUGCUACACCUGAAGCUGAACGGCAACCGGUUGGGUGAGUCGCCCGAAAGUCUGCAAGCACUUGCGGCGUGUCUCAGCCUGAAAGAGCUACACCUACACUCGAACGGCAUCCGAGGGCCACUGCGAAAUACGACCCUUCCGCGAAUUCGUGGGCUAGAAAUUCUGUACCUCGACAAGAACUCGAUCGCCAGCAUCCACAACGGUGCUCUGGAGGCGUACCCGUACCUACAGAUGUUGUCACUUCACAGCAACCAGAUCGAUGUUCUGCAGGAUCAUGCCUUCUCUGGGUUGGCCUCACUGCAGAUGCUCGAUCUGGGACAUAACGGCAUCGUUACCAUUUCGGAUGCGUCACUCAAACACCUGCCCAGGUUGAUCAUUCUCGAUCUUACGCACAACUUCCUGCGGGCGCUGACAGCGGAUGUGGUUUCGCCGUUACCCGCGCUGAAGGAGCUACGACUCGAUGGGAACGACAUCUCGCUGAUCGCGGAGGACGCGUUGGUGAACGCGACCCAACUGCACAGCCUUUCGCUGGAGAACAAUCCGCUGGUGUGUGAUUGCACGAUGCAACCGUUCUUACGGUGGUUGGCAGGUGUUCGACCUGCCUCGCAGGGGAUCCUAGGGGCGAUCUGUGCGACUCCACCCGAUCUCGAGGGUGCCGAUUUGCUGCAGCAAGCACCGGAAACACUGAACUGUGGUGAGGGUGCUAGCAAGCUGCCGUCGGAAGGCCGGGAUCAUGAGACGUUCCAGACGAUCGAAGUGAUGCUGAAGCUCAAGAAUAACGCAUCGUACGUGCGGGACAUUGGUGGGCAGGUGCGAUUGCAUGGAGUUAACAUCACCGACGAGAGUGAUAUCUUUCUGAGCUGGCUGCUGGAUACGGAUGAUUACUCGUGCCGGUUUGUGUAUGUGUUCCACACGGACGAUCCUGAAACCAUUCUGUACAACUCUGAGGUCUCUUGUAUCGUGAAACCGGAAGAGCCAGUAUCAGCUGUAGAGUAUAGCUACAGUGCCAAACUACUAGGGGCGUACGACUUGCAAAGCAACGUUAGCUACAAAUUCUGUCUAAUCAUGAAGGAAGACAUCUCGAAGGACGAAUACCUGGGCGUGUGUCAAGCAGCCACACUUCCCCAGCCACAAGUUAACCCAUCAAAACGAAAAUCCAUCAAGAAAGAGCUCCAAAUCAGCACCCGGCAGACGAACGAGUCCGACAUAUCGGACUUUGAACGCAUUUCGUCCGAAUUCCGGCACGACGAUCGCAACCGGGAUGAGCUGCUCAAAGGCAACAGUGAGGACGAAGACGACACGCAAGACAACCGCACGCUAGAAAGCGACCGUGUCGAUCAUCGUGGAUCAGAUCCGUUAGAGUACAACAUGGACGACGGUGACGAGGGCGAUGAUUCAGACGACGAUGAUGAGAACGGUGAUGACGAAAGCGUCGGUAUCCUUACGGAUAACAUUCGCGACGAUCCUGACUUCCGGCAGAUGCAGCUAGCGGCUGAAGCGGAAGCAGCUCGCUUACCCUCCGUGCGUGGAGGACGCGUCCUGCUCGAGGGUUUGGGUACCAUCAUUCUCAUCACGAGCCUGGUAGCGUUCGUGUGGGGGAUGGUACGCUUUAGGGGCCAGAAUCGGCACCUACCAUCGAUGGCGAGCUGCUACGCGGUGGACGAACGUCGACGAAAUCCCCACCAGGACGUGGAAAGUCGAAGUCGGUACUUUAAGCUACAGGCGACAACGAGCCUGUGAGCCUGCAGCCUAACGAUUUCAUCUCAAAAGCGUGAAAAACGCUGUGUAAAUUGAUGUACAUACAACAUUCCGUCGGCUUUUAGAUGGGGUGAGGGAGUUAACUAAAAGCUCUUGUUAUUUAUGAUAGCGAUAAGGUGAUAGAAGCCAGCGCCGAGUGUAAAGAGUAACUUAAGAAGGGAUGCUAGUUUUACGUUGCAAACCGGACGUUAAUGUUAUGUUUGUAUUUUAAAGCACGUCUUUACUAAUCCUGUUGUGCCAUGUGUGGAUGUUUGUAACCAUUACGAACGA
Messenger RNA from Anopheles nili, 2874 nucleotides. RefSeq lists its product as uncharacterized. The transcript is spliced from 3 exons. NCBI's taxonomy places the organism in Eukaryota, Metazoa, Arthropoda, Insecta, Diptera, Culicidae. Bases 16 to 2586 code for a protein of 856 amino acids. The record is from RefSeq and is a predicted model, not a curated record. Gene Ontology annotation, molecular function: protein binding.